CGCCCAGGCGCAGCUCCGCAACCUCGAGGCCUAUGCCGCGCAGCCGCAUUCGUUCGUGUUCGCUCGGGGUCGCGCUGGUCGCGGCGUCCGGCAGCUGAGCCUGGACCUGCGGCGGGUCAUGGAGCCGCUCACCGCCACUCGCCUGCAGGUCCGAAAAAAGAACUCGCUGAAGGACUGCGUUGCGGUAGCCGGGCCCCUUGGGGUCACACAUUUCUUGAUCUUCAGCAAGACGGAGACCAACAUCUACUUUAAGCUGAUUCGACUUCCAGGAGGUCCCACCUUGACCUUCCGGAUCAAUCAGUACACACUGGUGCGAGACGUGGUCUCCUCACUGCGCCGGCACCGCAUGCACGAACAGCAGUUUGCCCACCCUCCCCUCCUGGUGCUCAACAGCUUCGGCCCCCACGGCAUGCACGUGAAGCUCUUGGCCACCAUGUUCCAGAACCUGUUUCCCUCCAUCAACGUGCACAAGGUCAACCUGAACACCAUCAAGCGCUGCCUCCUCAUUAACUUCAACCCCGACUCUCAGGAGCUGGAUCUCCGCCACUACAGCAUCAAGGUGGUUCCUGUGGGCGCCAGUCGUGGGAUGAAAAAGCUUCUCCAAGAGAAGUUCCCCAACAUGAGUCGGCUGCAGGACAUCAGCGAGCUGCUGGCCACGGGCGCCGGGCUGUCAGAGAGCGAGGCAGAGCCUGAUGGCGAGCACAACAUCACCGAGCUGCCCCAGGCCAUCGCUGGCCGUGGCAACAUGCGGGCCCAGCAGAGCGCAGUGAGGCUCACAGAGAUCGGCCCUCGGAUGACGCUGCAGCUCAUCAAGAUACAGGAGGGUGUUGGCGAGGGCAACGUGCUGUUCCACAGUUUCGUGCACAAGACGGAGGAGGAGCUGCAGGCUAUGCUGGCGGCCAAGGAGGAGCGGCUGCGACUCAAGGCACAGAGGCAGGACCAGCAGGCCCAGAAUGUGCAGCGAAAGCGGGAGCAGCGAGAGGCUCACAAGAAGAGGAGCCUGGCAGGUAUGAAGAGGACACGCACAGAGGCUGAUGGGGACAGCGACGCUGAGGACCCGGGCGCCCCUCCGGAGGCAGAAGGAGCCAGCCGGCUGGAGGAGGAGGAGGAGGAUGAAGCUGAGUAUUUCCGCCAGGCAGUCGGCGAGGAACCUGACGCAGACAUGUUUCCUGGGCUGACCAGGCGCAGACGGCCUGCUCGACCUCCAAGCAAAAAGCAACGGGUAAAGGACCGGAAGCCGGAGCGAGGAGGUGACCGGAGGCCUCCAAGGCCCAAGGGCCAGUUGCGAAGAGGUCAAGCCAAGGCUGGUCCCCCCCGGGCUGCCCGAGGUCGUGCCCAGGGCCGAGUGCGGCUGCCUAAGAGAGCAGCUCGAGUAGCGGUAGCAGCCUGUCUAAGGCUUGAUCCACUCCUGUUCGCCGAGGUCUGCAAUGAGGAAGGAGGCGGGGGUGGGGCCCAGGACCAACCAGCCCUGCCAGCUGUGGGUCGGCAGCCCUGCCCAGAGCCCUUAUUGGUGGCAGCAGAGCAAGUCCUCAACAGCAUCCAAGAGGGCUUUUUGUGGUCCUUCUUGGUGGCUGAGUUCCUGGUGGCCGUGACCGGCAACGGGCUGGCCCUGUACCGCUUCAGCACCCGGGAGCAGCGGCCCUGGUCCCCAGCCGUGGUCUUCUCCGCACAGCUGGCCAUCAGUGACCUGCUGUACGCCCUGACGCUGCCACCACUGGCUGACUACUUCUACCCACCCAAGCACUGGCGCUUCGGGGCAGUCCUGUGCUACGCGGAGCGCUUCCUCUUCACCUGCAACUUGCUGGGCAGCAUGGUCUUCAUCACCUGCAUCAGCCUCAACCGCUACCUGGGCAUCGUCCACCCCUUCUUCACCCGCAGCCACCUGCGGCCCAAGCACGCCUGGGCAGUCAGCGCCAUAGGCUGGGGCCUGGCGGCCGUGCUCGCCGCGCCCACGCUCAGCUUCUCCCGCCUGACGACAGGCAACUGUACCAAGGGCAUCCAGGUCUGUGUCAAGUGUCUGGGCACAGCGGUUGACAGCCAGCUGGGAGCCUACUGGGUCUACAGCCUGGUGCUGGCCGGCCUGGGCUGCGGACUGCCCCUACUGCUCACCCUGGUGGCCUACGGCAUGCUGGGCCGCGCUGUGCUGCGCAGUCAUGGCAUGAGCAGGGCCGAGAAGCUGCACGUCGUGGCGCUGGUGGCCAGCGGUGUGGUCCUCUACGCCAGCUCCUACGUGCCCUACCACAUCAUGCAUGUGCUCAACGUGCGUGCCCGGCGGCGCUGGAGGGCCCAAUGCCCUGACUUUGUGACUGAGGCCCAGGCCAUUGCAGCGCUGGACCGGGGCCUCUACACCGCCUACCAGAUCAUGCGUGUCUUUGUGCCCCUGGCCAUCUGCGUGCACCCGCUGCUCUACAUGGCGGCGGUGCCCAGCUUGGGCUGCUGCCGCCCAUGCUGCCAGGCGGGGCAGGCCCCCAAGAGUUCCAGCAAAGCCCUGCCCCUCAAUGACACAGCCACUUCCCCUACCUCCCACCAUCCCCCAGGGUUGGGGUCCUCUGAGGUGACCUCCUGAUUGGCCUGGAGAACAGAACAAGCCACCCCCACCCACCCCCAUGAUGCAAGGCCUGCACCAGACUGGAAUUCAGGGCACAGCAGCGAGUGUCCUGAGGCAGGCACCGAGGCUCGGGGCCUGAGCUUCGCAGAGCGGAGGAGGGGUCUGGCCCACACGCAUGGUGGCGGCAGACAAUAAAGAACUUGAGAGAGCA
This is a messenger RNA of Echinops telfairi (small Madagascar hedgehog), 2759 nucleotides long. Its product is annotated as suppressor of SWI4 1 homolog. NCBI's taxonomy places the organism in Eukaryota, Metazoa, Chordata, Mammalia, Afrosoricida, Tenrecidae. Gene Ontology annotation, molecular function: rRNA binding; G protein-coupled receptor activity. The coding region runs from base 119 to 2566 and encodes 815 amino acids. The transcript is spliced from 13 exons. Gene Ontology annotation, biological process: rRNA processing; G protein-coupled receptor signaling pathway; ribosomal large subunit assembly. Gene Ontology annotation, cellular component: preribosome, large subunit precursor; membrane. The record is from RefSeq and is a predicted model, not a curated record.